GCAUCAAAAGUACAAUGGGGAGGACCCAUUCCCACAUUAUUUUGAGAGAAAAGCCAAAGAGGCUAUCUCCUCACUCACCCACCCCAUAAUUUCGGCCAAGGCACACCAAGAGAACAAGGAGACCUCUGCAAACUCAUCUUCCAUAGCCAAAAUUCGAGCUCAAGCCAUAGGAUUCCAAGAAGGAAGAUUAAAGAGGGAAAAAGUUGGGAAAAGUGUGAAUAAUUAAGGCACUUGUAAAGGGUAUUUCAAGUGGUUUCACAAAGUUGGAAAAGUCGCCGGAGUUGUCGCCGGAGUUGACCAAAAGUCGCCGGAGUUUCACCGGAGUUCAACCAAGAAGGGUAGAACUUCAUAACGCUAGUUCAAGGUUGAAGCUAGGGCUUGCUACUUGCACCUUCUCACGGGUGAUAUCAUAUCGGGAAGACGUGAAAUAGACGGUAAGCGAAUGGCAACAAGGAAUGACCCUAAGGGACAAGCGUCGGUAGCUUACCUUGAGGCUAGCCGGGCUGUGUCACGAGCCAUUACGGGGAGAGGAAUAGGCCAUGGGGUCCGUGAGGGCCGCCAAGCGGCAAGCGCUAAUCAAGUGGGCUCGAUGUGUAACAUGAACACCAGGAGGAACGAACGUAGGCGUCAGGCAAGGCGAGAUCGGGCCACCUCCCAACGUGAUAUGACUGUCAGCCAAACCCAUCCUUGGGCAAACGACCAAGGAGGAGAAAGCACUCUUACGGCACUGGCAUCACCGGUGAAAAAGAAAAGGACCUCAAGGUGGCAUACGUCCUUUCCUUACUCUUUCAGACCAUCCAAAUGUUCAAAUUGCUCUAAGAAACAUUUCGGAAAGUGCAACGAGCCCCCGAUGUGCUACGAAUGUGGGAGCACAACCCACAUGAAAUUAAGUUGCCCAUGGAGGAGGCAACGAGAGACAUCGCAAGCCAAGGAAGGGCUCACCGUGGAAGGAAACCAUACGGAACCAACGGCGAGCAACGCUACGUCCGUCAAUCAAGGUGGGGCCCAAGCACGAGACUACGCGAUGACCGAGGCGGAUGCGCGGGCAAACCUAGACUCCGUCGCAGGCACUUGUAAAGGGUAUUUCAAGUGGUUUCACAAAGUUGGAAAAGUCGCCGGAGUUGUCGCCGGAGUUGACCAAAAGUCGCCGGAGUUUCACCGGAGUUCAACCAAGAAGGGUAGAACUUCAUAACGCUAGUUCAAGGUUGAAGCUAGGGCUUGCUACUUGCACCUUCUCACGGGUGAUAUCAUAUCGGGAAGACGUGGUUCGUGCUUCCUUAUUUUCUUUCAAACUACCAAACACGUGCUCAUGAAUGUUUGUUUUACUAUAAACUAUUUUUGGGGCUUGCAUGCCCAUGUUGUUGGCCGGUUGUGGCUCAUGACUUACCGUUGAAUAUUUCCGCUAUUCAUUGGUUUAAAUGUGAUGUUGUUAUGUAUGUUUACUACUGAGUAUGGAUGGAUUGUUUUCU
This is a messenger RNA of Cuscuta epithymum, 1469 nucleotides long. Lineage: Eukaryota; Viridiplantae; Streptophyta; Magnoliopsida; Solanales; Convolvulaceae. The record is from the annotation of a GenBank genome assembly.